CAAUCGUUAAGAUUUAUGCCUUAUUUUUCAGUCUCUCGUUGUCAAUCCAGCAGUAGUGAGGCAGGAAUCCUAAGGAGUCCCCACCCUGAUGUCCACAUACCCGAAGUGCCGCUUCUGGAGUAUUUGAUGGAAAAAUUUCCUGAAUAUGGGGACAAAAUAGCUGUGGAAGAUGCUGUAUCAAAAACGCAAUAUGCCUUCAGUGAAUUACGCCACGUAUCAGAGCGCAUCGCAAGUGGACUUGCACGGAUUGGUUUCAAGAAAGGCGACCGCUUCGCUGUUUUUAGCCCCAAUUCAGCUGAAUAUAUUGCAAUGUUUUUUGGUAUUGUAAUGGCAGGGGGAGUCGUAACCACAAUUAACCCAGCAUACACAUCAGAGGAGCUAACAUUUCAAUUGAAUAACUGUGAGGCUGAAUAUAUAGUUACAAUACCAGCCCUUUUAGAUACGGUUUCCACUGCUAAAAAACAAGCACCAUUUCUUAAAGAUGUCUAUGUAUUUGGAGAGGCAGAGGGCGCCACAUCCUUUUCCAAGUUACUGAAUGAUGACGGCAGUGCUUUUGCAAGCAUUUCACUGGAUGUAUUUCAGGAUGUUUGUGCUUUACCGUAUUCCAGUGGAACCACAGGACUACCUAAAGGGGUGAUGCUUACACACCACAAUAUGGUAGCAAAUCAGUGCCAAAUAAAUCGAGACUUGAACACUUAUACUUUACCAGGCUCGGAUAUAGAAGCAAACACGCUUUGUCUUCUGCCGAUUUUCCAUAUCUUUGGGAUGACAGCCGUGUUGAUGAGCUCCCUCUAUCAGGGGACGAGAGUAGUGACCAUACCACGUUUUGAACCUGAAUUGUUCUUGAAGACUAUACAAGAUUACAAGAUCACUCACAUGCCAGUUGUUCCGCCAGUUAUCCUCUUUCUCGCUAAGCAUCCUCUUGUGGAUAAGUACGAUCUUUCAAGCCUGCAAAUCGUUACAUGUGGAGCUGCACCUCUUGGUGACGAACUCAUCGCAGCUGUACAGAAACGUCUUGACAUUCCUUGCAUAAGACAAGGUUAUGGACUAACAGAAACAAGCCCAGUUACAAAUCUACCCAAACCAGACAAUUUUAUCCCAGCAAGCCCAGGACCACUGGUGCCAAAUACAGAAGCUAAGGUAGUAGAUGUCUCAUCAGGGGAGAGUUUGCCUGUUAACAAAGAUGGUGAAUUGUGGAUCCGAGGCCCUCAGGUGAUGAAAGGGUAUUGGAAGAAUGAGCAAGCUACUAGGGAGUGCAUUGAUUCUGAUGGAUUUUUCCACACAGGAGACAUAGCGCAGUAUAAUGACCAAGGCCAUUUUUUCAUUGUUGACCGACUGAAAGAAUUGAUUAAGGUCAAAGGAUUCCAGGUUGCACCAGCAGAGUUGGAAGCUCUUUGUCUUACUCAUCCCCAAAUAGCUGACGUUGCCGUCAUUGGUGUGCCGGUGGAAGGAGUUGGCGAACUGCCAAAAGCUUAUGUUGUCAGAAAGUCUGAAGAUCUCACAGAAGAACAAGUCAAAGAGUUUGUUGGCAGUCAAGUGGCUCCAUACAAAAAACUGAAAGGUGGAGUAGAGUUCGUCAGCGAAAUACCAAAAUCACCUAGCGGCAAAAUAUUAAGGAGAGUUCUGAGAAAAUCUGUACUUGAAUCCUAAAAAUAAUUUGAAAUAAAUCAGUUGAUUUUUUAAAAUUAAUGAAUGAAGCGCACAUAACAGAAAAACCUUGUUUAAAAUUGUUGAUCUGAAAAAAAAUUUAACAAUUUAUAAAUUAAUAAUCAGUAGCAGUGUUCUCCCAAUUGAAACAUUAUUACGGGUAAUUGUCUAUAAAAAUUCAGCUAUGCACGCAUUGUGAGACGUUACCACUUUUGAGUGGUGUUUAAUGACUUAAAAAAACAACAACACAUGUAGUCAUAGCCUAGGUAUAGACUGGAAUGAUGUUCAUUUAUUGAAAGAAGGCCAGCCUAGACUACCUAGGCCUAGUCAGUGGUUUUAUUAUCUUACAAUAUCAACAUUUUUACUGGUUGGCCAGCUAUUUAUUUGAUGGCUUAAAAUGGCUUUAGGAGAAGAGUGCAUAGUGUUCCUAUAGUACAGGAUUUGAAUGUUAGUCCACGAGGCUGCUCUUCUUGGUUUUUUCAUCUUGUAUAUUACUACCUUAUUUUAGAGUGUGUUUUUCAUGUUCACUGACACCUUUCAUUUAUAACUUUAUUGCCAGGAAGAUAAUUUACUCUCAUUCGUCCACACUUUUUUUUAAUUUUUUGUUAUUUACAGUAAUGCGAAAUAGGACCUAUUUAAAAUCAUAAACUGAUAAUGUUGACAUAUCUUAUCAUAGAUCCAUGUCAAAGAAAGGCAAUAGAGGAAUUUUUAAUUAUUUUGUACAUUAAAUAAUUCUAAGACAUUAAAAGAAUGUUUUGAAGAAACAUUUUGGAAUGCCUAUAAGAAACAGAUUUUUGAAAGGUGAAAUUUUAGGACAGUAGCAAUUUAUAUAUAAUAACUAAUUUAGAAAUGAUCAGUACUGGUAGAGUGUAGCUUGUAAUGUACAGUAGAACCCCUAUUAAGGGGACACCUUUGGGACCAAAAAAGGUGAGUUGUCCCCUGAAUAGGGUUGUCCCAAAAGAGGGGUUUUACUAUAUUCAGAAAAUGCUAUCAUCUCCACUUGACAAUAACAGGCUGAAGAUUUGCACAGUAUUCAUUAUGAUUAUGGCAGUGGACCAAAUCUAACUUAUUUGAAUAUUGAAAAAGGGAGCAAAAUUAGUAAUUUUGGAACUAACUAUCAUUGUUAAGAAAGAAAUGUAUAUAAACAGGUUUUGGAUAUGAAAUAAUAUUCUUGAUAAAAUUUAAAGAAAAAAAAUAAUGGUAUUUGAAAUAAAUUAAUUUGUAGUAUACUCAGAA
Messenger RNA from Anneissia japonica, 2883 nucleotides. RefSeq names its product 4-coumarate--CoA ligase 1-like. The record is from RefSeq and is a predicted model, not a curated record. The transcript is spliced from 11 exons. Gene Ontology annotation, molecular function: CoA-ligase activity. Lineage: Eukaryota; Metazoa; Echinodermata; Crinoidea; Comatulida; Comatulidae. Bases 16 to 1650 code for a protein of 544 amino acids.